Molecule: messenger RNA, 5888 nt
Organism: Seriola aureovittata
Lineage: Eukaryota; Metazoa; Chordata; Actinopteri; Carangiformes; Carangidae
Product: cytosolic carboxypeptidase 4
Exons: 20
Coding region: 1-2715 (904 amino acids)
Biological process (GO): C-terminal protein deglutamylation; protein side chain deglutamylation; proteolysis
Molecular function (GO): zinc ion binding; metallocarboxypeptidase activity
Source: RefSeq, a predicted model, not a curated record
AUGAGACUGCUGUAUCAGACCACACAGACAUGUUUGCUGAGUAAAGGUCUGGAGUCUCUGGUGGACCCUUCUGUGCAGCUGAUGAGGAAGUGUCUUCCCAAAACUCGUCUACCACUGACGUCAGAUCAGUCUGCAUACACCUUCCCCCUCCCUGGAAGACCACAAGCUGUCCCUGACGUGGGCGUGGACCCAGAUGAGAGCAAUGAGGAGAGUGAUGAUGAAGAGGCUGAAGAGAAUGAAGAGGCAGAGAGUAGAGACUAUGAUGAAGACCUGGAGACUGACCUGAAUAAACUUCGUGUCCGUCCAGACCCUGACAGACCUAAAGAGCUGCUGCUGCAGUACAGCCGCCUCUGUCCUGAGCUAUCACAUGACUUUGAGGAACUGGAUCUGAGUUCAGAGCCAGAGAGGAGUUCAACAUCAUCCUCGUCAUCAGAUGAAGAAGCUGUGCUGCUCUGCAGAGUCUCUCCUUGCUCCUCCAGGAGAGACAGAAGGAGCAGUGACUCAUCCUCCUCCUCUUCAGGCUCUCACUCAGAGACAGAGGUGUCCACAGAGGGACGCACAGCCAGACCGCAUGACAACGCUGUUGCUCAGUUAGAGCCCAAAGGCUUCCACAGUCACAGCAGCAUCCUCAGCACCAGCCCUGCAUCCAGGAUCAUGAUCAGAGAGACAAGGGGAGACAUCCCCCCAUGUCUGAGAGGCGAUGAGCAGGGUGACGAGGUGGAGGGGGCGGAAGAGUCUCAACACUGUAACAUGAUAGACAGAUUACUGGAGAGACAUGGAACCUGUGUCCCCCACCAUGAACCCAAGCUGUACCGCGCUGCAGCCGCCAGAACCAAGUCUAUCCCAGGAUUUAGCAUCUUGGCCUUCCCUGAUUUCUGGGGUCACCUCCCUCCACCAGGACAUGAAUCCAUGGCACCUCGCAAACCCAACAUACAGAGGCAGAAAGUGUUUGAGGAUGUGCUGCGUUUCCUGAUUACUGAUGACAUCAUCAACCAGGUGGUCUUUGACCUGGAAGACAGCAGUCUUCAGAAUCCGGCUGAGUCCCUGAGGUUUUUCUCUAACUUUGAAUGUGGGAACCUAAGGAAGGCUGUUCAGGUCCGCAGAUAUGAAUAUGACCUUAUACUGAAUGCGGAUGCUAACUGUUCGCAGCACGCUCAGUGGUUUUACUUUGAAGUCAGUAACAUGGUGGCAGACGUCCCGUAUCGGUUUAAUGUCAUCAACUGUGAGAAGAGCAACAGCCAGUUCAACUACGGAAUGCAGCCGGUGCUGUACUCGGUAAAAGAUGCUUUGGAAGGUAGACCACACUGGGUCAGGACCGGAACUGAGAUUUGUUAUUUCAGAAACCACUUCUGUCCAGCUCGAGGCAGAAGGAGAACCACCUUUUAUACUCUGACCUUUACUGUCACCUUCAGACACAAUGAGGACGUCUGCUACCUCGCAUACCAUUAUCCCUACACAUACUCUGCUCUGAAGGCUCAUCUGAAAGUGCUGCAGAAUUCAGUGGAUCCCUCAAAGGUGUUUUUCCGGCAGCAGAUCCUCUGUGGCACUUUGGCAGGAAACUCGUGUCCAGUGGUCACCAUCACUGCCUGUCCGGCCAGCAGGGCCUGGAAAGACAUGCAUCAGCUACGUAACCGUCCCUGUAUCAUGCUGACAGGACGUGUCCAUCCUGGUGAAUCGAACGCCAGCUGGGUGAUGAAGGGAACCCUGGAGUUUCUGUGCAGCACUGAGCCGGUGGCCCAGAGUCUGAGGGAAGCCUUUGUCUUCAAGAUCAUCCCCAUGCUUAACCCAGAUGGAGUCAUCAAUGGGACGAACCGCUGUGAUCUGAACAGUGAGGACCUGAACCGCCAAUGGUGUAAACCAGACCCUGUCCUCAGUCCAACCAUCUACCACACGAAGGGCUUCCUCUAUUACCUGAACUGUAUAGGACGACCUCCAUUGGUUUUCUGUGACUACCACGGCCACUCAAGAAAAAAGAAUGUCUUCUUGUAUGGCUGCAGUGUGAAGGAGACUCUGUGGCAGUCAGGCUCUGCUGUUGACACUGUGGGACUGAAAGAGGACCCUGGAUACAGGACCAUACCGAAGGCCCUGGAUCGUAUCGCUCCGGCUUUUUCAUUCAACAGCUGCAACUAUUUGGUGGAGAAGUCUCGCUCUGCCACAGCCAGGGUGGUGGUCUGGAGGGAGAUGGGUGUGCUCAGGAGUUACACCAUGGAGAGCACUUACAAUGGCUGUGACCAGGGGAUAUACAAGGGCCUGCAGACAGGAACCAGGGAGCUACAGGAGAUGGGGAUGAAGUUCUGCCACAGUCUGCUGUCUGUGACCAAAGAUAUGAAAGCUCUUUACAGCAGGACGCUCAUCAGCAACAUUGACCUGGAUCACAACAACAUCCUGGACCACAAGUCUCACAAUUGCUUUGAAGAUGAUGAACCUCCAUGUGUUGAGGAGAUUGAAUACUCCACAGACUGUCCCCCACUCAAAGGCACUGAUCUGGAUUCAGAUGUCAAUAGCAACAUGGCCAGCACUGAUGAAGAGGAGUAUGGCGAAAAAGGGCACAGGGGAGGUAAACAGCGGCGAAGCAGCAUCGGCCAGUUGCAGCAGUCGAGUUUGAAGAGUUGUCUGUUCCCUCAGCUGAUUGGACCAGCGUCCAUUGAGACACUGAAUGAGAAGAAACACAUGUGUAACAGUGGGAGCAUCUCCAACAGACACUUGACAAGUUAAAGUAUGUUGAUUUGAUAGUAGAUAUAGAGAUAGACGCCAUCCUCCAUGACACACAGCAGCCUGCUGUCUCCACAGGUUCAGUCUGCUCUACAACAUAAUUUCUUCACAGCACAGGAAGAGAUGAGAUUUCACACACAAACACAGAGAUGAAUGACCAACAGGAAGAAAAUGUGUCCAUGAAUCAUUAACUUCAUUAGUGUUCAACAUAAAAUUAAUUCUUUAACUGCAGGUCCACUUACUGACUGAGCUUUUCAACUGCGUCUAAUGGUCUUCAUCAGUGAAUGGAAGGGGCUUUGGUUCGUGAAUCUUUAGUCAUGUGAUGACAGGUGGAAGUGCACAGACAGGGAUGUAAUGUAAUGAGAUCAGAGCAUGGAGUGAUGGAGACAAAGUCCACCACUCCAUCACUGGAGUCACAGUACAGGUCCUCCUGGUCAAAUAUGACUCCAAUACAAGUGACAGUUGUUCAGUCACAUUUUUACUUGAGUUAAAGUUCUGAAAUAGUUGAUUUUAAAAAUACUGAAGUAUUCAAAACCACUUUUUUAUGUCAGCUCAUACUGAUCCACAUUUACAGAAGCUGAUGACUCUGAAACAGCCUACUGAAUACAAGGAGUCACUUGCAGAACCUGUAGAAUAAAAAACUUGUAGAAUAUGCUACAAAGCCUAUAGGAAUAGCCAUAAAAAACCCAAUUUGAAUCAACAAUCAAUAAAUGGCUGUUUUCAUAUGUCUUUUUUUGUUUUGUUGGUCUUGGUAAACACAGCAAACAUUUCAAACUAAAUUAAUUUUUUUUUUUACCUUUAUCUAACGUUGCCAUCAUUUGGACACUGACAGGUUCACGCAUGACUGACAGUGGAGGAGUUGGCUGUGAUCUGUUUUUCUCCUGUGAUGAACACAGUGUAUGUCUGACAUUUUCAAAGUAAAACAAAAUUCAUUCACUGACUAAAUGCUCUGCUUCAAAGUAAGUGAGUCCUUCAUAGAAAUGUAGUGUAGUCAAAAGUACAAUAUUUGUCUGUUGUCUUGUUUGUUUAAGUGCAGUGGAGUAAAAGUCAGAAGUGUACAAAAAAGAAAUACUCACGUGAAGUACAGAUACUGGGAAAUUAAGUACAACAUUCAACUAAAAUCUGAUGAAGACUGCGACAUGUGGUUGAAUUAAAAAAACAAGUCCAGUAAGUGGACCUGAAGUUCAGAUUUGCUGCUAUCUGAAGCUAAAGAGUAAACGCUCUCAUUCACAAGACUGUGGAUCUUUUGGAGAGCAAAGUAUUUCUGUCAUGACCUAUGACCUCCUACAGACAAACACUGUAACAUCACGCAUGUUUUACGGGCAAUUAUCUCAGUCAGACCUGAACUCAUGAAGUGUGGAGAGCUAACAAUACCAAAACUGUCUGCCUUAUAAGAGCGUAUCUGCAACUCAAACCGAAAACUGACUGUCUGUUUCUGUUUAUUUUAGUCAGAAGAAAUUGAAUGAAAUUCAGAUGACUUGAUUGAUUGAUUGAUUGAUUGAUUGAUUGAUUGAUUGAUUGAUUAUUGCUGCUGUGUAAAAACCGUCACCUACCGUACAACUGUCACCAAUAUCAACUCCCGCUUUGCUCUGGGUGUAAUCCUCUACACACCACCUUCACAUACACAGCAAUAUUUUCUCCAUAGUCAAAUGUUCCCCUUAUGAGUUAGAAACUUAACACACCCUUUAAAUACCUGUGAUGUUCCAGUGUACAGUACAAUGAUGAACUGGGUCCUGAGGAUAGGAAGUCAGUCAGUAUCUGUUGUUGUUGGUAUCUGUCAAGAUUUGAGCAGCUGUUUUUCUUGACCCCUCAUCAUUAACAGGCCAAAACAUGUAUGUGAGAAAAAAAUAAAAUACAGUACAAAUUCAGGAUCAUGCUCCCUGAGGGAUAAAUAUAACCAAACAUCAUCACCAGUAGCAGGACAGUCCAUCUGUAUUCUUGUUAUAUUAUGAAUCAGUGCUUUUGUUCCACAGCAAAUCUGUUGCUAAGGAAACAAAACCCCAUUGUUUCAUUCCCAGUAUAACAUUUUCCAUUAAUAUUUGAUUUUAAAAAAAGUAUAAUAUAAAUGAUAAUAAUUUUGAAAAUAAUAAGUUUAAGGGAUAUUCUCAGAUCUUUCAGAUCAUUUUCUUACAUUAAAAAUUUGAACUAAAAAUUAGUUUUAGACUACUCCCUUAUAAACACCAUGACUUGAAUAAUACUUUCAGACCAACAACAACAAUAAUGAAUGUUAAUGUGCUUGUAGUUGUAUUCAGUGACAGUCUUCAGACUGCAACCAGGCUGCUUUUACUGCUGUUACUGCUGUGGUGGCUGCUCAGGCUGCUGGGGGACCUGACAACCCGGUCCUGGGGCUAAACAUGGAGAUAGUGUGUGAGACAGUGUGAAGAGGUCUGCUUAAGUGUAUCUCAGACCAUAUGAAAGCUCAUAUUGCACUUGAAGCUGAAGAAUGUAAACCGUCCAGGCUUUUUAUCAAACAUAAGAUGAAAUGCAUCAAGGUAAUGACCGCAGUAGAGGAAUAUAAUCAAUCCCCAAGUAAAGUAAAACUUUAUUUAUAUCACACCUCUUUAAACACAGGUUACUAAGUGCUGUACAUCAAUUUCAACACAAAAGCAAAAAAAACAAACAAAAGAAAUACCAAGGGAGAAACAUUCAAAAUACAUACAAACACAACACACGUAUGAACACGCAGCAACCAGUCAUCACCCAGAGGAACCACUGAAAUGACAAAGGCCGACUGAAAGAAGAGGUAUCAUGGUAUCAUGUACUGUAUCUCUAAACAAAGAGCAAAGGAAUUAUUUAAGAUGAACAGAGAGCAUUAGAAAACUUGAUCAGCACCGAGCUCACUGAAGCUGAGCUCAGGUUUUACAGCCAAAUGAUACCCAGGUAAGCAAACAGGUAUGCUAUAGAAAACCAUGGGAACCUGUUUACAGGCUGAACCAGGGGAAGUUCACAACGAUGGAAGAUAAAGAAAUGAGGAGGCUACAUGUGCAUGAUUUAUAUGUCUGAUCUAGUCUAGGAUGAUCUUCAGUGUGAAAGAUUUGUGUAACAGGUGUGUUAUGAUCUAAAUUUCAUUUUAGACCUGUAAUUUGCAGUGACGUGUAAGAUGUAAAGCAUGUAGAAUGAAUAUGUUUGUAUUGUGGAUCAGUUGAGAAGUUUGUUUUGAGACAAGUAAAACAUUG